AUUUUAUUUCCAAGUCUUUCUUAAUUGUAAAGACAUGUUCUAAGUGUACAAAUUGGCUAUUACAUACAAAACAGCGUAAAUAAAAUGGACAGAUAUUAGAUUUACAUUGAAUUGUAGAACGUACUUAAGGUAUUGUAACAAAAGUGUCAAUUAAAAUGCUUCAAGAAAAUGACGGACCUUUUGUGAAGGACAAUAAUACUAAACAAAGACGGGCUUCAAAAGAAAUUCAGAAAAAGAAAAGAAAGAUAAAAUCAAAAGAUCACGACAUUCAUUUUAUGACAGCCACUAAUGAAAUCGAAUUAGACGGAGAACAGGCGUUUAACUUUAAUGGUAAUAAUUUAAAUCAUGAUACAGCUAGUGAUCAGACCAAUCACCAGAGGAGUGCUUCCCCAUCGAAGGUUUUAAAUUGUAUUGAUAAUAGUGGUAAUGAAAAUAGUGAUUUAAAUCGGAAAGAUUCAAAUAAAGAACGCCAAGUAUUGACUCAAGGUGACGAGACUUUAAAUGUCACUAAUAAACAAGAAGUUUCGUUCAAUAAUACAAUAGUUAACAAAGUUGUGGAUACCGGUGUAAAACAGUCGGAGGAAUAUAGUCACGACUCGUACUCGUCUUCAUUCGAAAGUUCUGAUGGUGAAGGGGACAAGUGGAGCGCACCAGAAAAUAAACCAGUACAACAAGGAACAAAGAAAAAAGUGUCAGAGAAUAUAGUGCCUAGUCAAAAUAAAGGAAAGAUUACAAGUAAAUUCGAAAAAACUGGAAUAGAAAAAAGUGAAGAAGAACCAUCUUCAACGUCAACUCCGAGAAAGGAUUUAGAUAAACAAGAACAUAGUGAAUCAUAUGCAUAUUCCAACACAUUCGAACCUGAUUCAAACUCCAAGGAAAAUUUAAAAAUAGUAAGUGAUUCUGGGAAUAACAAGUACGCCGACGCUACGUUGAGUGAGUCCAGCUGGCCAUCUUAUUGUCAGGAUAAUAGAGACAUUAAGAACAAGGAAACAAAAUUAAACAGUAAAACAGCAACAGAGAUAAGCAAUAAGAAAACUGGAAAAUCUGGUGACGUGGAAAAUACAAAUGUCAAGAAACAAUCAAAGGAUAACUCGGAUAUCAACAAGGAUAAAGAUGACGAUGAUGAUGCAACACUAACAGAGUCAAGUUGGCCUUCAUAUUGUGAAGACAAAAACAAACAGGAGGUAGGAUCUGAUGCUAACGAGCAUAUUCACGUUGGAAAGAGUAAAAACCAAAACAUUGAAUCUAGUGACCAUAGUGUCAAUAGUCUUUCUGAAAAAAAAUCAGACCAAAAGGAAGUCUCAGUAAAAGGUCAUUCUCAAAUUUCUGUUUCAUUUUCCGAAAAUUCAAAACAUAAAUGCGCUGGUGAAGAUAAGGAGGAUUCUGACAAGAAAAAGGCGGAAGAAAGCGAUGAUGCUACACUAAGUGAUAACUCGUUUCCAACGUAUAGAAGUGAAGAUCCUGUUGUUAUUAACAGUGGUGACACUCCUCAAGAUAAAGGAUCGAAAACCAAGGUCAGUACAACCGGGGAUUCCGCGUCUGAAAAGUCCAAGAAUAACGAUUCUGUCGUUUCUUUGCUACAUAAAUCUGAAAACUGUGAGGAAAUUAAACAAAAACCUCCAAUUGACACAAAAACGUUAUUAUCAGAUACACUAACAGACGCAGAAAGAGAGUCACAAAAUAGGAAAAAUAAAGAAACACGGAAAAAAUCAAGUCCUGACGACACUUUAGAGGAUAUUGAACCCAUUUCAAAUAUAGAUGCUCCAUUGCCCAUUGAUACUGACAAAAUAAAUAGUGAAACACUAAUAAAUAAAGACAAUAAGCCAAUGGCAAGGCAGAAAUUUGUCAGACAAGCUGUUAAAAAUUCUGAUUCUGACGUCGAAACUGAAAAAAUGGAAGGAACUAAUACCACAAAGGCUAGCGAGGAACAACCAGUACACCUUACAAACGGCGAUGAUGGAGUGUUUUCUGAAGAUAGUGACAAUGAAGGGAAGGAAAAUAUUGAUAGAGGUGACGAUGACGAACUGACCAAUGUAACUGAAUCUAAUUCCCGCCAAAGAAACGUAUCUGAUUGGGGUACAAAUGAAGAUUUUAAAAAAGAACAUGAAACUGGUGGUGAAAAUAAUAAGGAUAAUAAAAUUGAAAACGACCAGGACAAACGUAAAAAUAUGGAAAACAGUCCGGAGCAAGCAGUUGAUACCGAGGUUCAAACAAAUGAUAAGAUACCGGACAAUGGUCAAGCCCAUACACAAGCACGCGAGGCUGACCAAAACAUGGAUGACACACACGAGAACGAUCAAAAUAUAGAUGACGUUGGCGUUGAAUCUGUUGAACAAAUUCGAAGGAAUAUAAAAAUCGACAACGCUGUUGAGACUGUGGCUGAACUAGAGGUUAAAGUUCAAGAUUUAAUGGAAAAUAUGAAGGAUCUUAUGUCUGAGUAUACAACACGGUUAAAUAAUCAACCAUUGUCUGAUUUUGUGAUGGAUUUAGAUAAAUUUAAGGGUGAUUUUGUAUCACUUAGAGAUGCAUACAAAAAAUAUGAAUCUUUAUUUGUUUUUUUAAAUAAAUGUCUAAAGGAUUUACGCUCUUCUGGUGAUGAAGUGAACAACUUGAUAGCAAAACGCUUCCGGGAAGAAGAUUUGACCACAUGGAUGGAGUCUCAAGAAAAGUUUGAAGAAGAGAAACACAAAAUUCGCGAAGAGCGUAUUGCCGUGGAACGAUCUGCAUUGGCCAAAGCUUCAGAAGCGAGGGCAUCAAUUGCCAAGGCAACGAUAGCAGUAGCAGAAUCAACUCAGCUAGCUAAUGAGACCGAGAUCGAGGCUGCAGAGGCAGAGAGUCUGGCAAAGAAGGCAUGGGAAUCGGCAGAAGUGGCUCUAAAGGCCGCUGAGGAGGCAAGGAAAGCGGCCAUAGAGAAACGUAAGGCUGAUGAUGAAGCUAGGAAACGAGCACAAGAAAGGGCUGAAAAGAAGGCAGAGGAAGAGAGAAAAAUUAGAGAAGUAGAAGACAAAGGAUUAAUGGAAGAAGCAAAGAAGAAAGGAACAACUUUUCAGGAUGAACGGAAACGUGCUGAUGAAGAAAAGGCCAGAAAAGAAGCAGAAAGAAUAAAUCCAAAUAAUUGGCCCAGAUACAUAUACAGCGUAGAUCCGGGUGAUUAUGACCCCGGGGUGGGAGUAAUCAUCAGGUCCAUUAAAGGAUCUCUAAAUCGAGAAGAUGUUGAAGUGACCAGACUUGACCAGGAUACUGGUGUACUAGAGCUGACCGAGACGGAAGAGCUCGUGAGCAAUAUCAUAGAGAUCAAACCGACAGACAACGAGAAGAAAUUUAGUUUCGAACAAGCAAUGUCCAUUGCCAUUCCUCACUGUACACCACGUGGUAUACCAGGGAAGGAAGCAGUCAUUAAAUGUCUACAGUCCAAUGGGAAGUGGGCGGAGCUUCCUUCUACAGAACUGGUUUUAAAUGAUAUCAAAGAAUUGAGGUUCGUUGAAACGAGAACUAGAAAGUUCGGGACAUAUGUGGUGGUUCUAAGACUCAAACGAGACACACUAACGUUUACCAAGAAAGGUAACAAAGUAUUCUCAUCAGUUGAUGCCAGAGUCUCAUUCACAUGUAAACCAUCCAUGUUUAAGAUGAACACCAACAUUAACAUAGAGGUGCAGCCAGUUGAAUUAUCAGCAGUAACAGAAUUAAAGCAGCGAAGCCCGGUAGAAUGUAACAAUUUAUUGGCUGCCAGCCCGAUCCUUAAAUUUUCAAUACCAAACCGGAAGUUUGCCAAACCUUUAUUGAUGACUUUACCGCUCCCUCCUAAUACCACUCGACCCAAGCGACCACAGACAGCAAUGGCCACGAAUAGAAGUGAUUCAGACAGUGGUCACGAUGGCCGACCACUGACAGCUCGACCGUCUACAGGAUUCCAGUCUUCUAAAAAUGAAGAUGAAUCCGAGGAGGACAUUCAUCUUUUGGUUAGGAGUAAUAGAGAGGAGACAUGGACCAAGCUACAGGAUGUACCUCUAUUCCAGGCCAGGAAUAAAGACAUUGUUUCUUUUGAAAUCAAAGAACCUAGUGACAGAUAUCUGAUCUUGAGAACAAAGGAAGGAAUGACAGUUGCACAAGUUGAGAGGAUAGCUUUUAUGUUGGAAAUAUCAAUUAUGUAUAGAACUAUUCAAAUAUUCUUACGCCAAAAGAACGAUGAUCCAAACGAGGUUAUAGUAUCUUGCGAGCAAUCAAACAGAGCUGAGCGCGCUAUACGCAAGUUUGGAGAAUUAGGCUACGAGGAAGGACCAAAUCCUAGUAAAGAUAUUAUAGUGAAAGAAGGUCAAAUUUUAGACAUAAGUUUUAGAGGAAACAUUCAAUGUACAAAGGAAGCUGAAAAACUAAGACUUAUAUUCAACACGCAUUUUAGAAGCAGGUUGGAUUUUAGUGUUGAAGAAAUUGAAAAGUUUGCUCAGAAAAGUUUCCACACGUACAGAGGAUUUGCACAAGUUUCUUCUGAUGUUGUUCAUAGAAAACUACAUAUAAUGGAACACCAAACCCCUGGCGCUCCAAAGAAACCCCCACACAUAGAAGUUACAAAGGAAAGACAAUUACUGACUGAACUACUGAUAAAUAUACCAAAGCCUGAUCCAGAACCACCCCAGCCUUUGAAUACAGCUCCUGUGAAAAUACACGUUGAAGCUCCAAAUACGAAGGAUGUCCUAGAAUUUGUUGCUAACGAGCUUGGUGACGAAUGGAAGAUGUUAGCACAGGUAUUGAACCUUAAAAGUGUCCGGAUCCAGGCUAUUCUCCGACAGAAUACAGCUAAUCCAGACCCAAAGAAGAUCCGGUAUGAUAUGUUAGUAUCCUGGGCAAAGAGAAUUCCUAGAAGUGCCAACAAGCUUGAUAUUUUAGCUACAGCAUUGACAUCUUGUGGACGAAGUGAUAUAGCCAGUGAACUGAGGGACAAAGACCUGGAAUACAAACGAAACAUGGCUAAAGCAAAUAAAAAUACACUAUUAAAACGAGCAUUUGUGAAAGUGGCACAGAACCCUGAUGCUGUCAAGAAUUGGAUGAUAAUUGCCAGACGAUUAGGAGUGGCUGAAGACCAAUUAAGAACAAUAGAUCAAAGUAAACCAUCAGUUCAGGAAAAGUGCUUUAAUAGUUUACAGCUAUGGCAAUCUGUGGUAGGGGAACAAGCCUCUGUCCAUCAAUUGACAGAUCGCCUUAGAAAAUGUCGAUAUCGGCAGCUAGCACUUUCAGUAGAAGAAAGUUGCAGUCCAGAGGAUGAGAGAAAUUGAGACAUUAAGUUGAGGAUGUAUUGAAAUAUAGAGUUAGAUGCGCAAAUUUUCUGUGAUAUCAAUAUAAAUUUGCUGAUUAUCUGUAAUACAGAGUUAGAUGUGCUAUUUAUCUGUGAUACCAGAACUAGUCUUACCAUUGCAUCUGUCUUUUCAGAACUCUUAUAUAUAAAAACUCCUAUACAGACAGUGCAGAAUAUCUAAACAUUUGUAGGAACACCUAUCAUAUAUGUAUAUGAUUAAAUUAUUUCAUUAAUAUGAUAGUAUUGCAUAGCAAUUUGAAUACAUUGAUGGCCUCCUUUAAAUGACAUGGAUUAUUAGAAAUAAACAUAAUUUUGGUAUGUAUAUUCGAUGCUUAAUAUUUCACAUUACCUUUUUGCUAUAGAAAAAUGAAUGAUCCUUUGAAAACAUUGAAAUUUCAUGAAUAUUUUUUAUGAAAUCUUAGUUGGAUGAGGACUCAGUGUCACAUAGAUACACAUGUUACAACAAUUUGUUGCAAUUAUUAAAUGCUUGCCAUUUUGUAUGCAUUUAUUAAAUAGUUUAUGAAUAUUUUUUAUUUUAUAAUACUUAUAUUUUUAGAAGUUUAUAUAUCCUAUAUUAGUUUUCUAUAUAAUUUACAUGCUUAUUACAUGCAAUAUUUAUGACUUUAUAUAGUUUU
Messenger RNA from Mytilus trossulus (common blue mussel), 5925 nucleotides. RefSeq lists its product as uncharacterized. Gene Ontology annotation, molecular function: protein binding. Lineage: Eukaryota; Metazoa; Mollusca; Bivalvia; Mytilida; Mytilidae. The record is from RefSeq and is a predicted model, not a curated record. Bases 156 to 5270 code for a protein of 1704 amino acids. Gene Ontology annotation, biological process: signal transduction. The transcript has 14 exons.